Molecule: messenger RNA, 1780 nt
Organism: Candidula unifasciata
Lineage: Eukaryota; Metazoa; Mollusca; Gastropoda; Stylommatophora; Geomitridae
Source: the annotation of a GenBank genome assembly
AGAAGGUAUGAUGGCCUCAGAACCAUGGCAGCAAGUUUAUGGCAGGCACUCAGGGAAUGAAAUCUACCACAUUCAGCUGCAGAAGAGUGUCUUCUUCAGCCAGUAUGAGGGGGAAACUUUCCCCAGAGCUUCGGCUGAUGCACAUCACAGAUUUGGUGUGGCCUUGUUGGCGGUUCUUGAUUCUGAAGCCUCAUCACCUCGAUUACAGUUGAAUCCAGGACCACAGUAUAAAUUAAAGGGUGCAGAUUUCUGUUUUUACAUGAGUGUGACCAGAGAAGAGUAUUCCAAGAUCAACCCAGAAGCUCUGAAAAGUGUUCCUCGGAAACGUAAUGAAAACUUAGAACAGAUAGCGCUGGCCUUGCAGAAGUACCACAAUGAACAUGAACUCACCGUCACUGCUGAUGACCCGGACGAGAGCGUCUUUGACACCAUCACCAGUCUCAUGGGAAAUAACAUUGCCCGCAUGGCCCGCAAGUUGACAGUGGCCAGCAACACCAGCAGUGGACACAGCAGCGAGGCUGAGGACAAUGUCACUGACUCAAAGAAAGGCAUUGGUCUCAGCAACAACGGGGUGGUCAAUCACAGCAGCUCUGCUCCCUUGUUAAAUGAAGGUGUAAGGGAAAAGGACUUGGGAGGAGGUGGAGAUGAAGGUGAUAAGGAGGAGAAGACAGAGGAUGAGCAGAGUAUGUCUGAUGAUGACAAGCUGGGAGGGGGCCCAGAAAACAUUGACCAUAGGCACGGAGCAGGCCGUGUUUUCCAGUUUUACAAUGACAUGGGGCAGGAAAAGUUGACAACAGGACCGCCACCAGUGACAAUCUUCUCUGGAUCCAGACGCAUAAACUGUCACAUUAUGUCAGAGGCCAGACAACUGUGCUGCUUAGAAUGGGGUCGAAACUGUGAUCACUGCAAGUACAAAAAUGCCAAGGAUGAGAGGUGGCAGCAUCAGCUGAUUAUCCUAGCUGCUGAACAUGCUACUCCAGGCAUCUUCAACUUCAUUGUGCCCUUGAGGUCUUCCUUCAUUGGUGUCAAUGGAUUGAGUCCCUAUUGUUUUAUUGUUGGAGGAACAGUGAGUUUACCAGACCCUGUGUUUCUGGACACUAUAGCUCGGUUUCCACUAGUUUACUACAUGAUGGGAACCAUAAGAAUUGUUGAUGACCUGCUGCUGGCUGGGAUUAACAAAGCCAGCCAUCUUGUGGUGGUCAACAGAGAUUCAGAUUCUGACUAUGGUGGAGAGGAGAUCCUGGCAGAUUCUGAAACUAUUGUUGCUGUACAGACUAUUUUCAAACUAUUCCCCAAUACUUAUGUAGUCACGGAGUUGAGCCAGGCAUCAAACAUGAGGUUCAUGCAGUUUUCUGCUCAGGAUGCCAACAGUCAGAAGGCUUCCCGUCUAGAACAGAAAUUAAAAGAUGUGAUGACGACAAACCUGAACCAUAUAUUCCGUCUGCCAUUUGCCGCUGGCCAGGUGUUCUCUGCUAGCAUGUUGGAUACGCUCUUAUACCAGACAUUUGUAAAAGGGUAUCUGAUCAGCUUUGUGCGUCUGCUGCUGGGAAUUGAUGCUGAAGAGGGCUCUGGCCAUUUAUCAAGUAUACGAGUCAAGCGGAGUACGCUGCACAAAUUUCCAGAGUAUGGUGAGCUCUAUGAAGGGCUGUGCUCUGCUACUGGAGAAAUUCCCUUUGCUAUCUACAGGACUGAAAAAAUACCCAAAACAGCCCAUCAUGAUAGGGAAACAUUCCUUGGAGAAACACUCUCCGACAUUCCAUUGUUAAAAUCCCCCAGAAAG